AUGAAGAAGUAUAAGAAGAAAAAAAGGAAAAGCAAGAAAAAAGAUAAAAAUAUCGAUAAAAAAAGUAUGUUAUUAACGAAUGAAGAAAAAUAUGAUAUUGCAUAAUAAGAAUAAGAUGCCUUGAAAAAAUAAAUAGAUGAAGGACGUAUAAAAUCAGAUUAAAUUUUAGAAACAUUAAGAGCUAUUUUAGAAGAAACUGAUAUGGCAAUAACAGAAAUAAGAAAAGACGCAUUUGAUUUUCAAAGAGAAAUAUUAAUAGGUGGAGAAAAUAGUAGGACAGGUAAAAUUGAAGCCGAAAAAAUAAUUAAAUAUUUUGAAGAAAAAUUGAGAUAAAAAGAUGCUUUAAUUGCAAAAUAUACAAGCAAAAGAACAAAUUUAGAAAGAUAAAUAUUAAAAACUAAUAAUUAAAUAUAAAAAAAAGAAGAAAUGGGUGAUGAUUUGAAGUUUAUUGAUUUUUAUCAACUACAGAUUGAAAACAAAAAAUAUGUGAAAGAAAUUGAUGAAAAAAAUAAAAAAUUAUUAUCAUUAAAAAUUUCAGCUAAUAGAAUUUCUUAAACUUUAAAAGAUGAAGAAUAAUCUCUAAAGAGAGAACUUGAUUAAGGUAAAUCACAUACAAGUUGA
This is a messenger RNA of Ichthyophthirius multifiliis, 621 nucleotides long. RefSeq lists its product as hypothetical. The transcript has 3 exons. Lineage: Eukaryota; Ciliophora; Oligohymenophorea; Hymenostomatida. Gene Ontology annotation, biological process: cilium assembly. The record is from RefSeq and is a predicted model, not a curated record. Gene Ontology annotation, cellular component: ciliary basal body; axoneme.